Acaulospora colombiana is the source of this 987-nucleotide messenger RNA. Lineage: Eukaryota; Fungi; Glomeromycota; Glomeromycetes; Diversisporales; Acaulosporaceae. The record is from the annotation of a GenBank genome assembly.
AUGAGUUUUUAUGAACUUUUGCGUAAAUCUCGUCUAGCAUCUUUUGAUCCUUCCUUACCACAAGUAUAUAUUACUUACGGGAAAUUUAAAAAUCGUGGUGAAUGGGGAAUAAAACGCAACAUACCAGGCUUCAUUCGCACCGAUGCCAUCACCAUUGACGCACUUGAUACUAUAGAACAUCAAACUCCAUAUAAAAGUGCUCAGACUAUGAUGAAAUUCACAAGACGUUGGAAGGAGAAUUUUCCUUACGCGAAAGUCUCAAAACCAAUGGAAGGUAAAUUAAAACCAAUUAACAUCAGCAGGAUGUCCGAUAAAGAGUUUAAGAAAUUUUUGAAAAAAAAGGUGGAACCGAGGAAAUGGGAAUACCGAGAAGCUAAAAAGAGCGAAGCCCCGAUGACACCACGUGAAUUACUAAAUAUCACUUACGAGAGGGAACAAUCAACCGUUCACGGAUUGACUUACUCGCACAAUAACCCCGGAGUUAAUGUUAAGGUUCAAGGUCGUAUCCUAAACCGAGACAUCCCCUCGGGAUAUGCCGUCGGUGUUAGUGGCAUGGUUGCAAACGUUUUGUCUCAUAAAACAAUAUUAUUAAAUCAAAUUGAAAGAGAAAAAUUAGAAAGCUUUUAUGUGGAAAAGGCGAAAUUUGAUGAUCAGGGAAAACCGGUGGUUAAACUUUCGAAAUCUCCUCCAUUGUAUCUCAAUGAAGUCAUGGAACCUCUAAAGAAUUCCUUGGAUUCCGGCGUGUCUGGUGCGAGUGAUCGAGACGAACAAGAAAUUCUUGAGAGGAUCAAGACCAUACUUCAAAGUAGCCCAUCUGAGGAUGCUGGGCAAAUCCCGACGCCAAGGUUCCAGGAAACUUAUGGUGAAUUGUUCUCGGGUGGAAAUUCAAAAGAAAAUCUGACGGACAUUAUCCGCAGGGGUACCGAAGUGAAGAAACCGGAAGUUGAGAAUACAAUUUCUUCGAAUAAUUUGAAAAAAAAAGAAUAA